GAAGAGUGAGGGUAUAUAAUUAAACUUCAAUCAAUAGAUAUGAAAUAAUAGGCAUCUCUGGAUGAGACUGAAGAACAAAAAUGGGAACUGAAAUCGGAGAUUCCUCCGGUGCCGGAACAAGCAACGAUGCCGGCACCAACACCUCCGUACGGCGGCGGUUCCCUCUGGCGGCUCAACCGGAGGUAAUGAGAGCGGCGCAGAAAGACGACCAGUACGCUUCUUACGUCUACGAAGCCUGCCGUGACGCCUUCCGCCACUUAUUUGGUACUAGGGCUGCUAUAUAUUAUCAGAGUGAGACAAAGCUUUUGGGCCAGAUGCUUUAUUAUAUUUUAACAACGGGGGCAGGACAGCAGACACUGGGAGAAGAAUACUGCGACAUCACACAGGUUGCAGGUUCAUAUGGACUUCCUCCAACGCCAGCAAGGCGUGCCCUUUUCAUUGUCUACCAGAGUGCAGUUCCCUACAUUGCUGAAAGAGUCAGCUCUAGAAUUGCUUCACGUGGUAUUGCCUUGACCGAGUCACUGUCUGAUGAUCUAGAAACUUCUAGAAGCAGUCAAGAUCAAUCAUCCGCUAUUCAAGCCUCUUCUCCUUCACCAGUAGUUUCGGUUUCACGUCUUUCAAGAUUGAAAGAGAAAGUUGACAGGCUUUGGUUGCACACAGUUCAGAGAUGGCCCGCAGUGCUUCCGUUAGCGCGUGAAUUUUUGCAGCUGGUUCUUCGUGCUAAUCUUAUGUUCUUCUAUUUUGAAGGUCUAUAUUAUCAUAUAUCAAAGCGUGCAGCAGGCAUUCGUUACGUUUUUAUUGGAAAGCCAAUGAAUCAAAGGCCUAGAUACCAAAUAUUAGGCAUGUUUCUAUUGGUUCAGUUAUGUAUUAUUGUGGCUGAAGGAUUGCGUCGUAGCAAUUUAGCAUCCAUCACAGCUUCGGUUCAGCAUACAUCCUUACAGGUUCACCAAGCAUCACGAGGCCGAGGUCUGCCUGUUUUAAACGAAGAAGGAAAUUUAAUCACGGGGGACACUGACAAAGGUUAUGGGAUAUCGGACUCUAUUACAACUUCAGAGUCUUCGUCAGUUGGUAUCAGCAAAUGUACACUUUGCCUUAGUAAUCGCCAAAAUCCAACCGCAACUCCUUGCGGUCAUGUGUUUUGCUGGAAUUGCAUUAUGGAAUGGUGUAAUGAAAAGCCCGAAUGUCCUUUAUGUCGUUCUCCUCUAACGCAUUCAACAUUAGUUUGUUUGUAUCAUUCAGAUUUUUAACACCCAAUUAUCCCACAAGAAAACGCAUGUUUUUAUGGCAAGUAAAGCUUUCGAUGAAGGUGUGACACGAACCAUAAUGAUCAUAUUCCAGCUUUUGAGCGUCACGUUGAUCUAUCCAUCUUGUAUUCUACAUGUUAUGUCGCAUGUAAACAUUAUUUCACUUGUAGAAGUAAUUCUAGUUUAGAAUAUUUUUUCACUGCCGAAACAAACGAUACGAAAAUGCAGAAGUCGUAUAGACAAAUAUGUUACAUUUACUUGGCAUCAACAAAUGUAAGGGUAACUCUAUUGAUGUAUUGGAUGUGGUGUUUAUUCUUCUAUA
Molecule: messenger RNA, 1566 nt
Organism: Helianthus annuus (common sunflower)
Lineage: Eukaryota; Viridiplantae; Streptophyta; Magnoliopsida; Asterales; Asteraceae
Product: peroxisome biogenesis factor 10
Exons: 11
Coding region: 81-1247 (388 amino acids)
Biological process (GO): protein import into peroxisome matrix
Cellular component (GO): peroxisomal membrane
Molecular function (GO): zinc ion binding
Source: RefSeq, a predicted model, not a curated record